AGUUGUUAAAACUGUCCUUCGCAGACACUGCGAGUUUACAGUCAUGGUGAGCGGUAGAAACGCUGGUGUAAUGACAGAGACGGACUCGCUCAGAUAUGCUGAAUAUGCAACGAAAACAACGAGCAGAAGUGACACGGAUGUUGACAAGAGACUAGGUGGAACGUUAAUGGCUGUUGGACUUGGUGUUGCAGCCGCGGCAUUCGCAGGCAGAUACGCGUUCCAGUUGUGGAAACCUUUAGGGCAAGUAAUUGCAGAAACAGCCAAGAAAAUGCCAACGUCAGGUUUUUCAGUUUACUACAAAGGAGGAUUUGAAACGAAAAUGACCAAACGAGAAGCCAGCCUUAUUCUAGGUGUAAGCCCAACAUCUAACAAGGUAAAGAUAAGAGAGGCCCACAGAAGGAUCAUGAUUUUAAACCAUCCUGAUAAAGGCGGAUCUCCCUACUUGGCAGCAAAAAUAAAUGAAGCAAAAGACUUUCUGGAUGCCAGCAGUCGAAAGUGACCUCAUUAUCAUCUGAUUCAUGCUGUUCCGCACAACAGCUUUUUAUUCCAUCUCAUCCAGUACAUCCCUUUGUGAGGAAUGUGGGUGGAGCUGCACACACACUUUGGACAGGAUAUACUUCUGGAUUGUUUAGGCUUUAUUAUAGUGUAUCUUCACAGCUGCGAGGCUUGUGUCAGAAAAUUGUUUUUUUCUGCUGUCUCUUUUAUUGAAUUGUACAGUGCUUCGUGAUGUUUGUACAUGAAAGGCGCUAUAUAAAAUGAAGAUUAUUAUAUUACUGUAAAUGAAGAUGUCGACCAGGAAGCGUCAUGGCGAAGGAACGUUAUAGGAAUAUCAUUUUUUGCACGUACCCGAGUAUGUUCAUGAGGAUUACAAGGAUAGAUUUUUUUUAAUACAACGUUCUCAUUGUUGGUAACGUAGUAUAUAACAUGGAACGUGUUUUAAUGUAUGCCAGCUACUUUCCAUUCUUGCACUCCUUUAAAUUCAAAUCUACAACAAUGCUCUAUUAAUAACAUUGAAAGAGUACCCUUGUAUUUUAUUCAUUGUAUAACCUUGUCAUGAUGGUGUUUUUGUUAUCGGGAUGUGUUUUGUGUUUUCUGCUAACUUCCUCAAUGUGAAAUUGAUCAAAUACCAGUUACAAUAAUUACAGUAAUUUAUUGAUAUAUAUAUAUAUAUAUAUAUAUAUAUAUAUAUAUAUAUAUAUAUAUAUAUAGUCUGCCAAAUAAAUUAAAUAACAUAGUAAAUAUAAAUCUAGUUUAUUGAGUAGUAAAGAUAGACAGCUGUUGGUAGAAUUAAAUAAGUGCAUAGCUUCUGUGCAUGGUUCUGAUGGAAAAAGGUGUGUCAUGGCCUGUUUGCAACUACAUUUUUAAGUUAAUUAAACUGCAAGGGAGUUAAUUAAAAGAAAAUACAAAUAGCCUAUGUGCCAGUAGCUAAUAUCGGGUCUUUUUGAGCCAUGUGACAUGUCAUUUGAUGGCAUUAACUAUUAUUAUUAUUUUUUUAUUUUUUAGAAUUUUGUUUACAUUUUCUAAAUUUUGCCCAGUCAACCAAGCAUUUUGCAGUUGACCUGUGGCCAUAGUCAAACAGUCACCAAUGGUGUCAGUAGACAGUUGUGUUAAUGUAAUGGGUGAUCUUAGUGACUUUUUCCAUCAGCUGAGGAUUUCUACAUGAAUUCGAGUCUCUGAUCGAUACACUUGUAGACUUCAGUCCUGAAGUUUGUAUUUUAAAAAUAUUUUGGUUUUGUUUACCCUGAGGCUGCAAUCUUAUAAGGGCGAAGAGUGAUAUCAAAUGGUUAAAUAAAGCUAAAAAUCAGGAUAGUAACUGUAUCCUUUUGAUGUGAACUUACAAAUAAUAAUAAAUCUGAUUUCAACACAGGCUUGAAUCACGAACACUAAAUGUUAACGUUCAUGUAUUUGCCGCAAGAUGCCCACAGGCUAGUAUCAGUUGACUUCAUCACAGUAGUUUUGACAUUGUGUCAAAACAGGACACUUAAGUGCUCUGCAUUGUGAGGGAGUUUGAGCUCAUUGGGUUGCGUUCCUGUUUCUUGAAGUGGGAGUCUGUGUCUCCUCAGCUGUGAAUUCUGUUCUUGUCUUCUAUUUUUGAAGGAUUGAGGAUCAGUAAUAAAUAAUCCCACUGCUGCCAAUAGCCCAAUAGAUUUCUACAAGUUAACUUAGCUGUCUCCAUUUCCUUUCAAAGGAAACAAUGCUCUUUUAUCUUUGAGGAGCUGUAGGAUUUGAAACAGUAAGCAGCCUUGUGGACCCAACUGGCUGUUGAGAUAACAGCCAGUACAUUUGGGCUUUUUAAAAUGCUUGCUUUUUUAAAUGGCUUUUUUUUUCGAGUUGGCCUUGUCAUUUUUAUUUCAGGAUUGUAUUGGCUGUGGAAAGUGCUAUGUAAGUCCAAGAUUGUCAUCGUUGUCGUCAUAGUUGUUGAUGGCACUGUGUUGCCUGCGAUGCUUCGGUUGUAUGAUUAAUAUUGAAUUAGGUUAAUGAUUGUGAUCUUGAGUGGACUUGUUAAUAGGCGAGACAGCAAAUGAGUGAACCAUGGUGAUCAUUGGAUAAGCCGGGGUGCUAAAUCAAGAUGCAAGCUACAAAAGAAACGCUGGCCAGCACAAAUCUUGGACUACCUUACUUCCGUAAAACCCCGGACUGCCUUACCUUGGAUAAGUUCAGGAUAUUUUCAAAUUGGGGUGUGUGAAACCAGUUGAUAGUGCAUUGUGAGUUGCUGUAUUACUUGGCUUCAGUGCAUUAAUCUGUUCACAUAAUUCAAGAUGACAUAAAGCUUAUAGCGUGAUUUUGUUUCUUAGUCAUUUACAAUAGCUGAAAAAGAUCUCCAUUACAUAAUAUGGUCAUUCAUAUCAACAUGAUGUGACAACGAAUAUGUGCUGCAGUGCGACACACAGUGUGUGUGUGUGCCUAUGGGGUGCCAGUUUAUCCUGACUAUGUAUAUAAAAAUGUACCUGGCAUCAGCCUCCCUUUACUCCCAAAGGACUGUUCUUCUGUUUUUAGAAACGUGGAGUUUAAGGGUGGGCAGAUGGAUGAGGUUGCGAGACUGCUGUUUGCAUGGCAACAAGCAAGGAGAAGGACUGCUGAGUUCAUGAGUGACCCCUUCAGCGUUUUGACCUCUGACAACUGAAUCUCUUCAGUUGUGUUCAUGUUUUCUUUUUUUUUUUUUUUUGGUACAUUAGGCAAAGACCCAACUGUGCCCACAGUCAAGCUAAAAUGCAUUUCUUUGAGUUUAAACUGCUGUUUAUCUCUUUGCACGUUGAAGUAGUCUUACUUAAGUUAUUCUUCAGGUGUAGCCAGAUGGAAAAGUCCCAUUCAUUUCCCAAUACGAGCCCAGUAUCCAAGCAAACCGUACCCAUGAACUGCAGCAUGACAGCCAAGGAUCCAUUAGAAGUUCUAUACAUGGCAAAUGUUUUUGAUCUAAUGAAACAACACGGUACACCUCUGAUAUUGGGGCCAGGAUAGUAUUUGAAGAAUGCAGUGAAACCUGUUUCUAAGCUAAGGUCAUGAAACACCAGGUUCAUUCAGGUCAGGGAGUGAGCACACAGGGCUCCAGGUUCACAGUUACAAGACUUGGCAUUUCCCUUUUUUGAGCACAGUUUUGCUCCUUCAAGGUGGAAAUUCUUGCGUGCUUAACAAGAACAAAAAGCGGUGGUAAGAGCAGCUUUAGUCGCAGCUAUAACAGCAGGUUGUUUUAGAGUGUUGUAUUUUGUGUUUCGUUCUGUCCCAUCCUUUUAUUGUACACUUCCUGAAGGACUGCCUUUAGAGAGGUUUAAGAAAGCAUUUAUUUUUUAUAGCCCCAGGCUGUCUCAGUAGUUAUUUUUUUCAUUUUUCACAUAGACUUGAGUUUAUGGAAUGCUGAUGGUGCAAGAAUGCAUAGUGUAAGUUCACAUGUAUUUACUAAGUAACAACAAUUAGAGACAGCUUUUGGACUAUGCUUCUAUUUCAGGUAUUUUAUAUACAUUUACCAACCAGCUCUUACUUUAAAAAGCCUGGAUCAUGACAACUUGGCUGUGAAACAGGAGAAGGACAACACCAUCCUCCUUAAAGAGAGAGAGAGAGAGAGAGCGAGAGAGAGAGGGUCUCAUAUAUCUAAGACAUAAAAUCCAAUUGGAACAGAAACAGAACAUUAUAUCAUAAACACACGAGGCAGGCCCAGGAGUGGUGUGAAAGUAAUUCACUCUGGAGUUUGCUGACAGGCACAGUAUAUCUGGAGUUAAAAUUGAGUUUCACUUUCAUUUCCUGAUAAAUAAAUCAUUUCUCCUGUCAUAACACUAUGGGCAUUAUUCUGAAGUGUGAACGCAUUUAUUCCGAAAGGAAUGUUAUUAUAAAACCAGCAGUAUACAAUUUAAUCCGGUCUGACUUUAAUUAAAGGUGGCUGACAGGAUCAAUAUUAUUAAUUAUUUAGGCUAUAUUUGCAUCCUGAGCCAUUUGAAAAAAAAAUGCAUAAUACCACAGUAGUGACGUCAAAAAGUGAUAAUUCCUCUAGAGAAAAAUAUACUUGAACCUUGACCCAGCUGGUACAUUCGUAUCUCAGAAAAACUGGAGAGGAAUGGGAAAUUAAAACAAGGUAAAGGGCAAUCAUCCAAAUAAAGGUGAAGCACUAAUGGAUGAUGACACAGAACGUCUGUACAGCACUGAAACACUACGUUUAAAAAAACCCAACUGUACUGCUGAACCGUGUCUUCUUUAAUAUUAGCAUCACAAGGGUAUCCAUGUAUUAUACAAAAUAAUAGAUGGGCCUCUUCAGUGAGUUACAGGAAAACAAUUCCAUCUCGGGUUUCUGUGACAGUUUAUAGA
Molecule: messenger RNA, 4794 nt
Organism: Acipenser ruthenus (sterlet)
Lineage: Eukaryota; Metazoa; Chordata; Actinopteri; Acipenseriformes; Acipenseridae
Product: dnaJ homolog subfamily C member 15-like
Exons: 6
Coding region: 44-499 (151 amino acids)
Biological process (GO): protein import into mitochondrial matrix
Cellular component (GO): PAM complex, Tim23 associated import motor
Molecular function (GO): ATPase activator activity
Source: RefSeq, a predicted model, not a curated record